UAUAUCUACGUCACUCUAAAGGGACUGUUUCUUUGUUGUAGACCAUCAGUUCGUUUGUUCGCGGUGAGUACAGGCUGUCAUGUCGUCACUGUUUGAAAAGAACGAUGUAUUGGUUCAAGCGGUGAGAAGAGGUGAUAUUCAGGCAGUGACGCAUGUUUUGAAAAUGGGAGUUGAUAUUGAUACACGUUACGAGUAUGGGAGUGGUUGUGUUGUGAGUUAUAAUGAGACACUUCUGAUGAUAGCGUGUAGGAAUAAUAAAAAGGAGAUGGUGGAGUUGCUGCUCAGUAAAUCAGCAGAUGUUAAUAAGGGAGACAGGUGGGGAUGGACUGCUUUGAUGAUGGCAGCAGAUGAUGGAUCAGAAGAUAUUAUGAAUAUAAUAUUAAAGACCAAAGAUAUUGAUGUGAAGAUGGGAGAUUGUUGGGGAAAGACGGCUAUCCAUCAUGCUGCAAUGGCGAAUCAUGUGGCCAUUGUAGAGAGACUUCUGUCUUGUUCUGUUCCUGUUGAUAUCAUUGAUUUUCGUAAUCGUACACCAUUGUGGUUUGCUGUCCGUGGUGGUUGUGUGAGUUGUGUUGAUGUUCUCCUAAAACAUGGAGCGAAUCCCCGACAUAUGAGUAGGAGCCGUGGAUCACCACUAGAGUUUGCUAAGCGACGUGGUCUGAUUGAUGUGAUUAAGAUGAUGGAAGAAGCCAUAAGAUUGAGAUCUCAUCCCUAUAUGGAGGGUCAUGUGUCUGUUAUCAGACAUCAAGACCAACAGACAAUUGCUGAACUGCAGAGUGACAUCAGGAAGAUCAAAAAAGAAUUAAGCCAAUCAGUCCCUGAGAGUGAAUUGACGAAACUGAGAAAGGAGAUCCAACAGAAAGAGGAGGAAAUAAGAUGUCUUGUGUCUGCUCUUGCUACAGUUAGCAGAGUGGCCAGCGAGAAGGUUGGUAAAGGUCGCACGACUUCUGCGGAGGGUCAGAUGUUGUCACUGGCAGCAGGUAAUGACAUAAAGAUUGCAUCAGUGAGUGAAGAUGAAUGUGCUGUUUGGGUGUCUCGUGUUGUACGUGCCAUUCAGAAUGUCAGCUCUAGCAGGUGGUAUGCUAUCGGUUCUGCUUGUGGCAAAACGUUUAAUCAACUCCAGCAGCUCAAGUCUUUACCAGACGACAGUGACAAAGUGCAGGCUCUCUUUGAUCAGUUAGCACAGCAAAUGGGAGGGAAGGCAGCUGCAGACAAGCUGCUAGAAGCGUGUAACUCAAUGGCCAAUCCUACAUACGCUGCCGUGCGUGAAGAGAUGGAGAAAUGAAGUGUCGAGCACUGACUGUUGGAUUGUUGGAUGAGGUUUGAUAUUAAUACAGUUUGCUUUAUUAGAUGAACUGAUGUUACUACGUGUUGCCGUUGUGUUUGAUUGUUUGAUGUCAAUUGUAAUGUUUAGUGUUGUUCUCUCAGUCAUUUUUUUGAUCGAC
Molecule: messenger RNA, 1442 nt
Organism: Corticium candelabrum
Lineage: Eukaryota; Metazoa; Porifera; Homoscleromorpha; Homosclerophorida; Plakinidae
Product: E3 ubiquitin-protein ligase HACE1-like
Exons: 10
Coding region: 80-1282 (400 amino acids)
Biological process (GO): positive regulation of transcription by RNA polymerase II
Cellular component (GO): cytoplasm; nucleus
Molecular function (GO): protein binding; transcription cis-regulatory region binding
Source: RefSeq, a predicted model, not a curated record